CAAUUGGCUUGUCCAAGGCAGAUGUCAGCACGCUGUACGUUCUCCAAAGACAAGGAAGCGAGUCGAUUAGACCCUCGAGCCGCGAUGGCCACGACGAGCGAGCCGUUGCUGGAACGUCUCCUGCAGAACCCGCAACAUCCCCGGUUCCGAGACCGUCUUCCAGAGGGUCUCCUAAGGAUGGGACGCACUGCGCAACGUAUGGGCAACAGCAGCGACCACGAAGUGCGAAAUUUCAUUGUAUUCUCCUGUCUCAUCGGGGUCGUCCUAUUGUUGUCUUUCUUCGCCGUCCCCAACCGCAGUAGAGCGACCAGCGCGACUAAAGGGGCCUUCGACUCCUGGAACCAGGAGGGAGACAUAUCGUCCCAGACGGAACGUCGAAGUCUUCUGCCCCGUAACGUCGUCCCGUUCCAGUACGACCUGGAACUGAACGUCAGCCGUCCGGAACAGCUAACUUACCACGGACGCGUCAAUAUCGUGCUCGAGUGUCUUGUGCGGGGAUCGACGACGAUAACGUUACACGCCGCGAACUUAUCUGUCCACGACGUGAACAUCAGCACGUUCACCGGAAAUCAACAGAUCACGCAUAUCAUUGUGAAGAAGAGUGACACUGAAGACGUCGUGGUGCUCGACUUGGGCUUUGAGAUGAUUGACGCAACAGUGUACAACCUGACCAUGUUGUUUGAAGGAACAUACAGGAACGAUACUAUCGGAAUGUUUGCAAGAAGCUUUGACGGCUUGGACAGGAAGGUUUCUACGAUUGUCACCACUAACUUGCUGUUCGGAAGGGCCAGGUUUGUGUUCCCGUGCCUUGAUGAACCUGACAUGAGGGCUGCUUUCAACGUGUCCUUAAUACGACAGCGAGAGUUUGAUGUUGCCUUCAGUACGGAGGUGCAACAGACGCGGAUACUGGAGGGAGACGACAGGAAAGACACGUUUGCGAUGACGCCACCCAUCGCUCCGUUUCAGCUGGGUUUCAGUGUGUUCAAAAAUUUCGAUUCUAUUAACGACGGGUACUCGCGACUUUUCGCGCUCCCGUCUGAAAUUUCCGACCUCCAUCUGGCACUCAAAGCGUCGGUGAAGAUGUUGAAAUACUUGGAAGCGACAUUGGGACCUUCGGUAGCAUACCCUUUUCACAGAUACCAAAUUGUUGUGUUACCGAACCUUCUAGAUUCUGUUCAGCCCAGUUGGGCUCUGAUAACGAUGGCUUCGAGUAGCAUCAGCUACGACGAAGAUAACGGAGAUACUAGUCGGCUCGCGGACGUCUUGUCGAGCUUGGCGCAUGCUGUUGCUCACCAGUGGCUCGGAAAUCUCGUCUCGCCGAAAGCGUGGGCUGAUAUCUGGUACAUCGAAGGCCUGGCGUCUCUGUUUGAGGACCUUAUGCUGAAGUGGGUGUACCCUGACCAAGUACCGCCGAGUUACUUUGGCAAGAAGACACGCGAGGUAAUGAACAUUGAAGAUGCGAAGGGACAGAACAGAGGUCGCCUCACAUCAAUGUCUUCUGUAUGCUACAACCCAGUAGUAAGGAAGGCCAGGGUUAUCAUGGACUUGCUCUUCGAAAGUGCUACCCCGGACCUCUUCUUGAACGCCCUUAUAGAGUUUCUGAAGAACAACAGCUAUCAUUCUGCGAACGUGCGAGAUUUACUCAUCGUUUUCACAGAAAAGUCCGGGAUAUCGGAUAUGUCUUGGAAAAUUGAGUCCUGGAUUCGAAACGUCGGCUAUCCGCUUGUACACGUCAGGAGACUGUCUCGUCGCAGGAGGGGUUUCAAACUGACCCAGGGAUCGUUUUGCUGGAAUAACCGACGGUGUUUCAAUCAAACUUGGCCCACCGCUGUCAAGUACAGCGUCUUUCGAAACGGCUCGGAGUUAUGGAACGGAAAGGUGUGGCUUCUGAAGCAAGAAACGGAGCUGCACAUCAACAUCACCACCAGCGACACGGUUCUCUUCAAUUCCGACGGUACGGGUUUUUACCGUGUGAACUACGAUCCAGCAGAGUGGGCUAGGGUUGUCACCGCACUUCAGGAGAGUCAUGCCAGUAUCCAUCCUUCGAUGAGGCUCAAGCUUCUGGACGAUCUGUUCAUCAUGGCCGAGACUGGCUUAACGCCGUACACAUAUUUUUUCUCAGCAGCUUCCUAUUUACAAAACGAGACCGAUAUGAAUGUCUGGAGCGUCUACGGGGACAUUGCCACAUACCUGGACAAAUUCCUCUUGCCGAGCCAGCUCGGGGACCGAUGGAGAGCUUUCAACGCGAAGCUGUCUAAUCGUCUGAUCGCCUCCUUCGUUCAGGCCUCAUCUAGCGGCGCGACGAAGGCGCUUAAGACUGCCAUUUUUAAACACGCUUGCUGGUACGGCGAGGAGCAUUGUUUGUCACUGUCGCGGCAGGUCUUGAACACGUACAUCACAGAAGGUGCGACAAGGACAACACACGUCCUUCCAGAUGCCGUCCUUCUCUGCACGGGCAUUCGAUACGGGAGUGCAGAAUCGUGGGAUAUGCUCUGGUCCAAGGUAUUCUCGUACUCGUCAAAGGCACCGUUCAGCUACACGCUGGUGCCCAUCUUGCAGGGCUUGAGUUGCACGUCAGACCCCGCGCGGUUGUGGAGACUUUUGAACGCAACCCUAACGUCGGACCUCUUGAAGAAGCACCACUCGUUCGUGCUUCGUUCAGCGGCCGUGUCAAGUAUGGCAACGCAUGUCCUCGUGGAUUUCGUCUUCAAGAACUGGGACAUGAUAGGCAAGACCGGCGAUGACAGGCUGACGGCGGAUGAAGCGUUUGGGAUGGUAGCGAAGGAAGCAAGGAGCCCGAGCGCGAUAAGUGUACUCUCGCAGCCACCUCAGAAGCUUCAGCGUUUGGAGAUCAUCUCCGCGGCUCACCUCGAGGCGACGGCGAGAAGCCAGAGUGAUUUGACGUGGCAUCGGGAUCAUGCUGGGGAUUUAGUGAAAGCGCUGUCGAAUGUCGCUGUUGCUAAUACUCGUAUGAUAAGUGCAUAAACGUGUUCAAUGGCAAUUGAA
Messenger RNA from Ornithodoros turicata, 3006 nucleotides. Its product is annotated as aminopeptidase Q-like. The transcript has a single exon. NCBI's taxonomy places the organism in Eukaryota, Metazoa, Arthropoda, Arachnida, Ixodida, Argasidae. Gene Ontology annotation, molecular function: peptide binding; zinc ion binding; metalloaminopeptidase activity. Gene Ontology annotation, cellular component: cytoplasm. The record is from RefSeq and is a predicted model, not a curated record. The coding region runs from base 22 to 2985 and encodes 987 amino acids. Gene Ontology annotation, biological process: peptide catabolic process; proteolysis.